UACCAACAGUUGCAUAUGGCUAAAGUUGUUUUCUUUCCAAGAGAAUGAUGCAUAUCAUUUCUCAAUCCUUCAGCUCUUCAUCACUUCACCAUUGUACACUAAAACUUUUCUCCAAAACCAUUUCUUCUUCUUCUAAAUUACCCCAUUACAAAAGCAAAUCCCAAUUCAAAUGGAGGACAAAUCAUGUUUUUGUACAAACCAAUCCACUACUUUCUCUUUUAGAAACCAAAUGCAAAUACAUGAACCAACUCAAACAAAUCCACUCACAAAUGAUUCUCACAGGCAUAUUCUCAAAUGGGUUUGCUUCAAGUCGUUUAAUAGCCUUUUGUGCACUUUCAGAAAAGGGUAAUCUUGAUUAUUGUAAAAAAAUAUUGUAUAAUAUGGAAAACCCAAAUACAUUUUCUUGGAAUAUAGCUAUAAGGGGUUGUUGUGAAAGUGAAACCCCAAUCGAUGCAUUCUUUUUGUAUAAACAAAUGCUUAUGACAGUAGAGAAUGAAUUUAGUUGUUUGAAGCCUGAUAAUCAUACUUUUCCUUUGUUGUUUAAGAUAUGUUCUAGAUUGGGUUUGUAUUAUAUGGGUCAAGAGAUUCUUGUACAUGUUUUGAGGAUUGGUUAUGAUGGAGAUGUGUUUGUGCAUAAUGCAGUGAUUCAUUUUUUGGUUUCUUGUGGAUUCUUGGAGGAUGCAUAUAAGGUGUUUGAUGAUAGUUCUGUGAGGGACCUAGUUUCUUGGAAUUCAAUGAUUAAUGGUUAUGUUAGGAGUGGGAGAUCGAGGGAAGCGUUGAUGGUAUUUGAGAAGAUGAAAAUUGAGUCUGUGGAGCCUGAUGAAGUUACUAUCAUUGGGAUGGUAGGGGCAUGCGCUCAGCUUGAGGAUUUGGAGCUUGGGAGGAAGUUACAUAGAUACUUUAGGGACAAGUGUUUAUAUUUUAGCAUACCACUUUGCAAUGCACUCAUGGACAUGUAUAUGAAGAAUGGGAGUCUAAAUGAAGCAAAGGCUUUGUUUGAUAGGAUGGAUGAGAGGACUGUGGUAAGUUGGACUAUAAUGAUUAGCGGGUUUGCUAAAUUUGGGUGUUUGGAUGAAGCGAGGAGGGUUUUCAAUGAGAUGCCGGAGAAAGAUAUUGUACAGUGGAAUGCCUUGAUUGGAGGUUAUGUCCAAGCUAAGCGCAGUAAAGAGGCAUUGGUUUUGUUUCAGGAAAUGCAAACGAUGAAUAUAAAACCCGAUGAAGUUACAAUGGUUAGUUGUCUAUCAGCUUGUGCACAACUUGGAGCACUUGAUAUUGGGAUUUGGCUCCACCACUACAUCAAAAAACAUAAGCUUUGUUUAACUGUUUCUCUGGGAACUGCACUUGUUGAUAUGUAUGCCAAAUGUGGUAACAUCGAAAAAACGCUUCAGGUUUUUCAUGAGAUGCCCAUCAGAAACUCAUUGACUUGGACAGCUGCAAUUGGUGCCUUGGCGCAUCAUGGAAAUGGACAUGAUGCUCUAUCAUAUUUUUUGAAGAUGGUUGACAGUGGCCUGAGACCAGAUGAUGUCACAUUUCUUGGGGUCUUGUCAGCUUGUUGUCAUGGAGGUUUUGUUGAAGAAGGGCGAAAGUUUUUUGCUCAAAUGAGCAAAAAGUUCAAAAUUCCCCCUAAAUCUAAACAUUACUCUUGCAUAGUAGACCUUUUGGGCAGGGCAGGGCUCCUGGAAGAAGCUUAUGAGCUAGUCCGCGGGGUGCCAAAUGAGGCUGAUGCUUCAGUAUGGGGAGCAUUGUUUUUUGCUUGUCGAGUUCAUAGGAACAUUGAGAUGGGGGAAAAGGCAGCUCUGAAACUUCUUGAAUUGGAUCCUGGUGAUAGUGGAACUUAUGUCUUACUUGCUAACAUGUAUGUUGAAGCAAAUAUGCAACAUAAGGCACGAGAUGUGAGGAAGAUGAUGGGUGAAAGGGGAUUAGAAAAGACACCUGGUUGCAGCUCCGUUGAAGUAAAUGGAAAUAUUUUUGAGUUUAUUGUUACAGACAAGACGCAUCCUCAGUCCGAUCAGAUUUAUGAAUGUUUGAUUCAGUUAACAAGACACAUGGAAAUAGUUGAAUAUUUUCCAUAUAUCAGAUAUGACCUGUUAUGUGAUUCUGAUGUUUACAGUGCAAUGCAAGAAAAUCUGGUUUGUCAGUCACCAAACCUACGUAGACAACAAAAGGACUUGGUCCUGCUAAAGAUGUUCCAAUGAUUAGGAGGGCAGGAGUUGAGUUGCAAUCUUAAGGCCACGGGAACGACUUAACCCACUCCUCUGUUCUACUGAGACAGGAGAGCAGUUUGCUGGCUCUGGGUGAAGGAUGAUGAAUUGAGCUAAAAUGUUUCAUGAGUGAAAACACAAGUGGUUGAGACACAUUUUUUUGACAAUCGAAGAGACUAUAUAUGGCUAUAGUGCUCAAGCUUAACUAGCCUGCGCAAACACAAGUGGUGGAGCCACAUUCAAGCAAGGGAGGUUUUAUAUUAUCCCUCUUGCUUAAUUUGUUUUACUUAUUAUACACAUAUAUUAUAAGUAAAACAUAAAGAAAUAUGUGAUAACUAUAAGAGUUGAAUUCCUUUACUUGAAACAGAAACUUGGUAUAAUCUAUAUUUAU
Messenger RNA from Solanum stenotomum, 2592 nucleotides. RefSeq names its product pentatricopeptide repeat-containing protein At2g22410, mitochondrial. Gene Ontology annotation, biological process: RNA modification. Bases 45 to 2195 code for a protein of 716 amino acids. The record is from RefSeq and is a predicted model, not a curated record. Gene Ontology annotation, molecular function: RNA binding; protein binding. Lineage: Eukaryota; Viridiplantae; Streptophyta; Magnoliopsida; Solanales; Solanaceae. The transcript has 2 exons.